ACACACACACACACACAUACGUAUCUGCCGCAAGUGAAACGCACAGAGUGAAGAUGGCGAUGAGAGCAGCGCUGCGGUGCCUCUCUGCGAACUUUUCGUCCGGACUGACUCAACUGUCGGCCGCCUCGCGGGGCUCAACGACCCUGCUGUGGAGGAGCUGCGGUUCUCUGCGGACACUGAGCACUAGCCCGGUCCUGUCUACUGCACUAAAGUUCACAGAGAAACACGAGUGGGUGAAGGUAGAAGGUGAAACAGGCACAGUUGGAAUCAGCACGUAUGCUCAGGAAGCGCUGGGUGAUGUGGUAUAUUGUGGACUUCCUGAAGUCGGCCAAAGACUAGAACAAAUGGAGGAGUUUGGUGUGUUGGAGAGUGUCAAAGCUGCCAGUGAGCUGUACUCACCUCUGACAGGAGAAGUAACUGAAAUUAACAAGGAACUAGCAGAGAACCCCGGACUUGUGAAUAAAUCCUGCUAUGAAGAUGGUUGGUUAAUCAAGAUGACAAUCGAGAAACCAGAAGAACUAGACGGCCUCAUGGAUCAAGCUGGCUAUGACAAAUUUAUUAAGUCACUUGAAGAAUAAUCCACCAAGUUCUUUGUGUUGUUUGUUAUGAUGUUUCCAAUCAAAGAUUAGUAGGCAGGGUUACUAACCGAUAUACAUUGAAGCACUGUUCUUUCUAUUUGGUAUUUAUUUGGACACUGAAAUUGUGUUAUCAAAAUAGUUCUGAAUACUCCAUGAAAACUACCACUUAGAAAACAGUUUAGACUUGUCUUAACCACUAGAAAACCUGAGGUGCUCUUUGUGUCACAAUCUGAAUGUCUUAUCGGGUUUGGUUUCUGUUGCUUUUCUCCCAUUUUACAUAAGUGUGAAGGUAUGGUAAAACACUAGAAAAUAAAUUUCCGUGCUGUCACAUUCGUUUAAUAAAAUUUCAACCUAAAAAGAA
Messenger RNA from Cynoglossus semilaevis (tongue sole), 939 nucleotides. It is a transcript of the gene gcshb, whose product is annotated as glycine cleavage system protein H (aminomethyl carrier), b. Bases 54 to 578 code for a protein of 174 amino acids. The record is from RefSeq and is a predicted model, not a curated record. The transcript has 5 exons. Gene Ontology annotation, cellular component: cytoplasm; glycine cleavage complex; mitochondrion. Gene Ontology annotation, biological process: protein lipoylation; glycine decarboxylation via glycine cleavage system. Lineage: Eukaryota; Metazoa; Chordata; Actinopteri; Pleuronectiformes; Cynoglossidae.